Molecule: messenger RNA, 291 nt
Organism: Rangifer tarandus platyrhynchus (Svalbard reindeer)
Lineage: Eukaryota; Metazoa; Chordata; Mammalia; Artiodactyla; Cervidae
Source: the annotation of a GenBank genome assembly
AUGGUGGUACUGCGCCAGGUCCCACCCCAGGGAACUGGCGAGGGCGCCGGGCGCUGUCAUUCCAGCUCAGGAGACCAGCUGCAGGAGCCUUCCCAGUACCUGUGCCGUGCCUGCCGCUGCCCCAGGGGAGCCGGGGAGCAAUGUGAGGGCGGCCCUGCUGCCCAGGGCGGGACCUGUUUCCUGCUUGUCUCCUGCCCUCACGGCCCAUCACUCAGCACCCAGUCACCCCUGCAGCUUGCUAAGAGGCUGGUCUCUUCCCCGCGGCGGUCUGCACAGGGCAGAGUGAACUAG